Truncatella angustata is the source of this 1068-nucleotide messenger RNA. RefSeq names its product alternative oxidase. NCBI's taxonomy places the organism in Eukaryota, Fungi, Ascomycota, Sordariomycetes, Amphisphaeriales, Sporocadaceae. Gene Ontology annotation, molecular function: alternative oxidase activity. The transcript has 2 exons. The coding region runs from base 1 to 1068 and encodes 355 amino acids. Gene Ontology annotation, biological process: alternative respiration. The record is from RefSeq and is a predicted model, not a curated record. Gene Ontology annotation, cellular component: mitochondrion.
AUGCUUUCAACUAAAGCUCAAACCAGAAUUUGCUCUUCAAAGCACGCUGCUCAGCUCUCUAGAACCCUUACUCCAUUUCUCCGAGAGUCAACUCUAGGUUACCAUGCCGGCUUGAGAGCAGGCGUUGUUACCGUAUAUCAGCAUGGUAGCAUAAGGUCUUUCUCGAGCACGCCCGAGCGGAAACUACGAGACUUUUUCCCCACGAAAGAGACUGAACACAUUCGGCAGACCCCUCCUGCGUGGCCUCAUCAUGGCUACACUGAACAAGAGAUGCUCAAUGUAGUACCGGCUCAUCGAGCUGCUGAGACGUGGGGAGAUUGGGCGGCCUGGAAGUUUAUGCGGUUAUGUCGUUGGGGAAUGGACUUUUGUACAGGCAUGAGAUCUGAACAAAAGGUGGACAAGAAGAACCCUACGACAGCUAUAUCUACUAUCCAACCAUUAACCGAAGAGCAGUGGCUGGUACGGUUCUUGUUCCUCGAGUCGAUCGCCGGUGUACCCGGCAUGGUCGCCGGCAUGCUUCGACAUUUGCACAGCAUGAGACGACUCCGGCGUGACAACGGCUGGAUCGAGACGCUCCUGGAAGAAUCAUACAACGAACGAAUGCAUUUGCUUACAUUCAUGAAGAUGGCCGAGCCCGGAUGGUUCAUGAAAUUAAUGAUUCUAGCUGCCCAAGGAGUAUACUUCAACGGCAUGUUUGUCUCAUAUCUCAUUUCCCCCAAGGUCACGCAUCGGUUUGUUGGCUAUCUGGAGGAAGAGGCUGUCCAUACCUACACCAUGGCGAUCAAACAGAUCGAAGAUGGGCAUCUCCCGAAGUGGACAGAUCCAAAAUUUGAGAUUCCUGAGAUCGCUAUCAAAUACUGGCAUAUGCCCGAAGGCAAGCGGACAAUGAAGGAUCUCGUCCUUUAUAUUCGUGCUGACGAGGCUUGCCAUAGAGGUGUCAACCACACUCUGAGCAACCUCAACCAGAAGGAAGAUCCAAACCCUUUUGUUAGCGAGUAUAAGAGCCACCGUCCCCCACCCAGUCCAGCUGCUAGGCCGCAGGGCUACGAGCGUACCGAAGUCAUCUGA